Messenger RNA from Hyaena hyaena (striped hyena), 4629 nucleotides. RefSeq names its product AP-3 complex subunit sigma-2. Gene Ontology annotation, biological process: Golgi to vacuole transport; intracellular protein transport. The transcript is spliced from 6 exons. The coding region runs from base 1 to 582 and encodes 193 amino acids. The record is from RefSeq and is a predicted model, not a curated record. NCBI's taxonomy places the organism in Eukaryota, Metazoa, Chordata, Mammalia, Carnivora, Hyaenidae. Gene Ontology annotation, cellular component: AP-3 adaptor complex; intracellular membrane-bounded organelle; membrane coat.
AUGAUUCAAGCGAUUCUGGUUUUCAACAACCACGGGAAGCCGCGGCUGGUCCGCUUCUACCAGCGUUUCCCAGAAGAAAUUCAGCAGCAGAUUAUCCGAGAGACCUUCCAUCUAGUUCUGAAGCGAGAUGACAACAUCUGUAACUUCUUGGAGGGUGGAAGUUUGAUUGGCGGCUCUGACUACAAACUGAUCUAUCGGCACUAUGCGACACUCUACUUUGUGUUUUGUGUGGACUCGUCAGAGAGUGAACUUGGAAUCUUGGACCUCAUCCAGGUUUUUGUGGAGACCCUGGACAAGUGUUUUGAAAAUGUUUGUGAAUUGGAUUUGAUCUUCCAUAUGGAUAAGGUGCACUACAUCCUUCAGGAGGUGGUGAUGGGGGGGAUGGUGUUGGAAACCAACAUGAAUGAAAUCGUGGCGCAGAUUGAAGCUCAAAACCGGCUGGAGAAAUCCGAGGGUGGCCUUUCGGCAGCCCCCGCCCGGGCCGUGUCCGCCGUGAAAAACAUCAACCUGCCGGAGAUUCCUCGGAACAUCAACAUUGGUGACCUCAACAUCAAAGUCCCCAACCUGUCCCAGUUUGUCUGACCGUCCGCCGCUGCUGAACUGGAGUCUUUGAAACCAGCCAAGCCAGUCCUGCCGCAGAUCCCACUCUGAGCCUUAGGAGCGUGGAGCGCCAGGCCCUGACCCUUGCUGCCAUGGAGUGAGGGGGCACCCUGGGUUCACUGCCAGCUUGUGCUUGGUUCUCGUGCGCCGCCUUGCCGGCCUCUGAAACCCGUGGCCACAGCAGAUGGGGGGGGCGGGGGGGCUGGCCUCCCCCGUGGGGUCAGCGUGCCCAAGCCGCUCAAACCUUUACCUCCCGCAUGUAGCCACUUCCGGGGACUGGGCACUGGACUGCGGCCACCUGCUUCCUAGAAGCCAGUGUCCAGCACCAGGACCCUGACGGGAGUCCUUGUCCUUAGCGCCGCCAGCCUUCUGCGGUCUUGUCACAUUCACUUAGCUGGCGAGGUGCCGUAGCUAGUACAGAGCCAGCCUUCCAGGCUGCGGCGAGCAGCAAACAAGAGCAGAGUUUUAUGAGGACCUGGGUUGCCUCCUGGCUGUACGGGGUCACCCCGCCCACAGACCCCGUUCCCCCGCGGCCCCAGUGCUCGCACAGGGAGCGAUCCAAGCCAUGAGCGGCUGCAUGCUGCUAGGGAGGUGGCCCCCUUCCCCGCGGCCGUGUCUCCGCCGCAGCCAGAGGGUCCCUCCGCAGAGGGGAGAGACCCCGGGUCUGAGGAAGGUGAAGCUGACGACGUGUGGGGCAUCUUGGAGUUAUGACUCUUUCCAGGUGUAAAAUACAUUCUUCUGAUGAGGGGCGGAUGGGUCUGGUGCCGGGUUGGAAACGGUGUUCUCUCCGUACGGGAAAGCCACCGCCACCUGCACCUGCCUGCGGCGUGUGAGAGCCGGGGGCACACGUUCUGGAGCGGCCACUGCGAAGGCUGGGGACGCAAGAGGAGUGCCGGCCUGGCCCCGUGCCUGCGCGGUGUCUUGUCCCCACUGUGGGAGGAGCCCCGCCCUGUCCCCCCAGAUGACGUCCGCCCACAGCUGGCUUUGGAAACCUGUAAAUGUUUCCCUGUGACCAGAGUCUUCCUUUCUGUGGUUAACGUAGAGCAGAAACUGCUCCUCGGAGUCGUACCUCUUGCGGCGCUGCCUCCGAGGCCGGGUCCCCGGCGCGGUGCUGAGCUGCCUGCCGGUAGGGAGCUCACCGCCUCACCGCAGCGACACCCCCCAGCCAGGGGGCUUCUCCUGCCGCUCCGGUGCCCUGCCGUCGCUGCAGAGCCCGUAGGAGGUGGUGCCCACCGCGACCACGGUGCCCCCUCCCCGCAGCCUCCCGUGCUCUCUCGGUCAGAGCCUCCCUGAGAGCCUCCGAGACGGCGGGUGAUCAGAAGGAGGCCCUCGACUGUCCGAAGAGGGACCCGGUCACUGCUAGCAUUCUUCUGAAGGGCUUGGCUUUUCUUUCGAGACACCUCAGCGCGUUCAUGCUCCUCUCACGUUUACAAAACGUGGACUGAGAAAGAAGGAGGCGCACGGACGGAAGGCCUCACAGCAGACACCAUUGUCCCCACUGCGCAGGGAAAGAGAGAGGUCCAGUAACCUGCUUCGCGUCACAAGGGCUGAGACUGCCUGCUGAAAUCCAGAGUCCACUCCCCUUCACUGCUCAAGAUGGCUUCUUCCAAUCUUCUCUUUGUUCUAGAGAAGGACACUGAGUCCCGGAGAGGUUAAUGGCUUCUCACAAACCCUGAUAAAACCAAACCUGGUUUGCUGGGGCGGGGGGGGGGGGGGGCAGCGAUGAUGUCCCGGAGGGCAUCCCAUGCUCCGCAGGGCUGAUGAGGGACCGGCAGCCCCGAGUGUUACGUGCCGUGUUGAGGGUCACGAAGCUGGAGCCUGGUCGUUUUUCUUGAGUGUGUGUGUGUGUUUUGUGGUUUGAUGCAUUCGUGCAGGACCCCGGUCCCCAGGCUUCCCAGGGCAGCCUUGCAGUGUUUUUACCUGUCAGAAACCGGUGGAUUCCGGCUUCGGCUCCCCUCGCACGGGCCCCUGACUGGCCCCAGAGACGCCACCCAGCGAGCGGCCCGACCUCAUCCCUCAAACGGCCUCCACAAAGGGCCUGAAACUUCACCCUGGUUUUUUGUUUGGAAAAGUCCAUCCCUCGGACCAGCCACUGUAAUCGUUCGUUAGCUACUUGAGGCUUGCGUGCAAAUGCGGCUCGCUCGUCUGCCUGCUGCCAGCAAAGCCGUAAACUUUCUUUUUUUAAUAAGAGGAAAUCAUAGGCUUUUUUUGAAGAAGGAUACAGGUACUGCUGCUGAGAGUUUUCGGUUAUGAAAAUAGGGACUGGGCCUAAAUUUGAGAGUCCUUGGCCCUGGAUGAUUGAGGCUGAGGGUCUCCUGAAGUGGGACAGAACCCUGGGUUUCCAGGGCUCCCCGCCCCUAAUUAAAACCAGAAGUUCCGUGGCGCAGUUUGUAAGUGGCUGGUGCAGGCCAGGCUCGCUGCCAGGCACUGGAGAGAGCGCCGAGGCUCAGCUUCCGCUGUGCUCUCUGCUGAGGACCUGGGAGUGCCCAGCCUGAGUGACUGGCAGCCGGGAUGUGUAGUGACUGGCGCUGGUGAUGUUCUGUGGAGUAUUUGAAGGACAAGAGCCCGUUUGGCCCCCACCGCGGCCCCCACCGUGCUCCGCCGGGCCAUGCUUCAAACAGCCUUUGCUCAAGCUGCUGUCCCCAAAAGACUGGCUGGGAGGCUUCCCAAACAUCCCUCACAGUUCUGCAGUCUGAUCAAGAUCAAGGUCCCAGCAGGUUUGAUGUCUAGCAAGAACCUGCUUCCUGUUUCAUAGAUGGCCAUCUUGCUCUGUCCUCAGUGGCCGAGAAAGUUCUUUGUUCUGCAUCCCCUGAUAAGGGUGCCAGUCUCAUCAUGGGGCUCCACCCCACGACCCCAUCCAAACCUAAUCUCCUCCCCAAGGCCCGCCCCCUCCAAACACCCAUCACAUUGGGGAUUAGAUCUCAGCACAGGAAUCUGGAGCCGCAGACAUUCAUCCACAGGGCACCUAGUGACCUGCCUUUCCCCUUGGCCUGCACAGCCCUGUGCCUGUCAUGUUGAGGAUGAACUCGGGAUAUCUUGUCUUCUCAAGUCCCUGUUUGUUAUUCAGGCCUCUGCCCCUCACAGAGCCAGCCCUCCCUCACCCCCACCUCCAUGGGGCCGCCCUGGUGAAGUGCCCUCCGGCCCCAGCUCCACCGGAAAACCGGGGAGCGUGCCGGCUAACUCCCGCCGGCUGGGCCAGCCCUUAGUAGGGGUGCGGCCGUCCGGCCGCGGCUUUCCAAGUAGACGCAGCGGCGGUGCCUGAUGAUAAGCGGGGUGAACGUGAGGGCCAGGAUGGAGAGCCCCUUAAGGGUGAGACGCCCAGGCCGUUGUCGGCUGCCACCUCCCUUGUACCCCGGGGCCACCUGUCUCCCUGUGCUGAGGACCCCGCUCACCGGCUGCCUCAGGGCUUGGCCCUCACGGGGUGCUGCGCGGCCCCCGGCAGCCAUCAGCGGAGAUGCAGGCAGGCCCCCUCUAAGGGAAUGGUUCCGUGAGAAUGAUUCAUCGUUUCCACAAGACUGUGUACGUUCUUUCCUGUUCGAUGAAUUAAUGCUUUAAGAGAAAUACAUUCACGUAGUUCAGAAUUUAAGAUAACAGAGGCUGUUCAGCCAGAUUCCCACCAUGUUCCCGCAAACCACCUUCCCCCACUCCAUGGCGACAAGUGUUUCCAAUUAAGAAAUAAAGUCCCGGGAUUUUUAUUACCAAAACUGAGAGUGUCCUUUUCCUGAAAGAGUUAUGUUCCUUUUGACCUUGGUGUCACCUCAGCCCUCUGCAGCCAUGCCACCCUCUGGAUGGGGGAGGGCCCCCCGGACACCCCGCAUAAAGGAGCUCCUGCUUGGGCGUACCUAUCCCAGCUCUGCUUUUCCUGUUUUCAGGUCACUCUGACCUGAUGUGUGUUUGGAUCGAAGUUACUGGCUGUCCCCUGCUAGAAUGAGUGUCCCCGUGGGCGGGUGUGGUCUCUGGCUCCGCAUGGCGGGGUCGGUGCCAGGUGUGUGGCUCUUGCUCUUAAUAAAGAAGUGUUGAAUGAGUGAA